Messenger RNA from Lecanosticta acicola, 1979 nucleotides. The record is from the annotation of a GenBank genome assembly. Lineage: Eukaryota; Fungi; Ascomycota; Dothideomycetes; Mycosphaerellales; Mycosphaerellaceae.
AUGGCUUCCGCAUCGGCGCAGGGAACAACAGAGGCCGUGGAGCAUGUUGCAGCUUCGACCGCAGCAGCCAGUUCAUCUUUCUUGGAUCGCGUGACGGCUUGGUAUCAGGACAACAAGGUCGUCGCAUGGACAAUUGCUGGUGUCACAGUUGUAGCAGCUGGCGGGUCGAUAUACUAUCUCAGUUCCUCGCCUACAGGAGCAUCAGAAGCCGACAAGAAGCCCAAGAAGCGAAAAGCGAAGAAGACCGGCGAGAAAGCUCCAGAAUCGAAAACCGAGCCCGCAACUGCACCAAAAGCAGCCGCCGUAGAAGAGCCAGAAGAACUUCCUCAGGUCACAGCCGAGUCGGUGGCAUCGCUGACAGAACAACAGCGGAAAGAGUACGCGGCCAAGCUGAAGGCCGCAGGAAACAAGGCCUACGGCAGCAAAGAGUACAACCGCGCCAUCGACCUCUACACACAAGCCAUCCUCUGCAAGGCUGAUCCUGUUUUCUACUCGAACCGUGCUGCCUGCUACAAUGCUAUGAGCGACUGGGCGAAGGUUAUCGAGGACACUACUGCUGCCAUCAACCUCGACAACGAAUACGUCAAGGCCUUGAACCGGAGAGCAAACGCCUAUGAGCAGGAGGAGCGUUACAGCGAAGCGCUUCUCGAUUACACUGCCAGCUGCAUCCUCGAUCAGUUCCGCAAUGAUACCGCUGCACAGGCCGUGGAACGAUUGCUCAAGAAGGUCGCCGAGAGCAAGGCCAAGAAGAUUAUGGAAGGGAAGGAGAAGAGGUUGCCAUCGCCUACCUUCGUGAGCAACUACUUGCAGUCCUUCCGCCAGAAGCCUCUACCCGAAGGUCUCGAAGAGACUGCCGACCUGCCAGAAGGCAGCGGCAAGUGGCACCUCCGCAAGGGUCUCUUGGCUCUUAGACAUCGGACCGGCGAGGGCUAUGCGGAGGCUGCAGAGAGCUUCGACAAGGCCAUCGAACAGAACAGCCUGGACAAGCAUGAAGCGCAAGCCUACAACAUGCGCGGUACUUUCCGCUACCUGAAGGGUGACAACGACGCAGCGUUGCAGGAUCUCAACAAGUCAGUAGAAUUGGACCCAACGCUCGUUCAGAGCUACGUGAAGCGCGCCAGCAUGCAUCUCGAGCAAAGUAAGUCUCAAUCUUUCAAGUAACCCACCAGAGCACGUCUAACUUGCCGCGUAGGUGCCCGCGAUCUGGCAGCGGAAGACUUCGGACAGGCCGCGAAACACAACCCUGACGAUCCUGACAUCUACUACCAUCGCGCCCAGCUCCACUUCAUCCUCUCCGAAUUCAACUCUGCCGCGACCGACUACCAAAAAUCAAUCGAUCUCGACAAAGACUUUAUCUUCUCGCACAUCCAGCUGGGUGUGACACAGUACAAGAUGGGAUCGAUAGCGAGCAGCAUGGCUACCUUUAGAAGGUGCAUCAAGAAUUUUGGCGACAAGAGCGACGUGUACAAUUACUACGGCGAGCUACUUCUCGAUCAGCAGAAGUACUCCGAGGCAGUCGAGAAGUUCGAGACCGCGGUGGAGAUGGAGAAGAAGAACAUUGGGGAGCGUGGAGGUGGCAUGAACGUUCUGCCACUUAUCAACAAGGCGCUGGCUUUGUUCCAGUGGAAGCAAGACUUCAGCGCCGCAGAAGAUCUGUGCCAGAAGGCACUUGUCCGUAAGUUAUCAUCUACCCCGAGAUGUCAAAACCAAGCUAAUUGUUUCACGCAGUCGAUCCAGAAUGCGAUAUCGCUGUCGCCACUAUGGCUCAGCUGCUUCUGCAACAGGGCAAGGUCACGGAAGCUCUCAAGUACUUCGAACGUGCUGCUGAGCUGUCAAGAACCGAAGGCGAGAUUGUCAAUGCGCUGUCGUACGCAGAAGCGACGCGGACACAGCUUGAGGUUCAGGAGAAGUAUCCCCAGCUAGCCGCAAGGCUAUCGGGAAUGGGUGCAGGCAUGACGGGCCCGCCUGGCAUGAGAUAA